This is a messenger RNA of Sorex araneus (European shrew), 5269 nucleotides long. It is a transcript of the gene PCYOX1, whose product is annotated as prenylcysteine oxidase 1. NCBI's taxonomy places the organism in Eukaryota, Metazoa, Chordata, Mammalia, Eulipotyphla, Soricidae. The transcript has 6 exons. Gene Ontology annotation, biological process: prenylcysteine catabolic process; prenylated protein catabolic process. The coding region runs from base 6 to 1589 and encodes 527 amino acids. The record is from RefSeq and is a predicted model, not a curated record. Gene Ontology annotation, molecular function: prenylcysteine oxidase activity.
CGCAGAUGCGCCGCGGCCCAGCCACUGUCUGGCGUUCGGGUCAGUCUGCGGCGCUUGGCGGAGACAUGGGGCGCACGGCCCGGCCGCUCCUCUCGUCGCUUCUGGGGCUGGGGCUGCUGCUGCUGCUGUGCAGCUGGGGGUGCCCUGGCAAUGCCCAUCGGCGGCCCCCGCCGCGUAAGAUCGCAAUCAUUGGAGCCGGUAUUGGUGGCACAUCAGCUGCUGUUUAUCUACGACAGAAAUUUGGCAGGAGUGUGAAGAUUGACGUGUUUGAAAGAGGAGAGGUGGGAGGCCGUCUGGCCACCACGGUUGUGCAAGGGCAAGAAUAUGAGUCGGGAGGUGCUGUCAUCCAUCCUCUUAAUCUGCACAUGAAGCGCUUUGUCAAGGACUUGGGUCUUCCGACUCUUCAGCUCUCUGGUGGCGUUACCGGGGUGUAUAAUGGAGAGAAAAUGGUGUUUGAGGAGAGCUCCUGGUUUAUAGUGAACAUUCUUAAACUAAUUUGGCAUUAUGGACUUCAGUCCCUUCGAAUGCAUAUGUGGGUAGAAGAUGUAUUAGAUAAGUUUAUGAGGAUCUACCGCCUCCAAGCCAAUGAUUAUGCCUUCAGUAGCGUAGAGAAGUUGCUACAUUCUCUAGGAGGGGAUGAGUUCCUUGAAAUACUUAACCAGACACUUAAUGAGACCUUGCAUAAAGCCGGCUUCUCUCAGAAUUUCAUCAGUGAAAUUGUUGCUCCCAUCAUGAGAGUCAAUUAUGGUCAAAGCACCAACAUCAAUGGCUUUGUGGGAGCGGUGUCAAUGGCUUCUACUGAUUCUGGCCUUUGGUCAGUAGAAGGUGGCAACAAACUUGUUUGCUCAGGGCUCCUUGAGACUUCUGAAAGCAACCUCAUACAUGGCUCAGUAAUGUUCAUAGAGGAUAAGACAAAGAUCAAGAAACCAGGAGAUCCCAGAAGGACGUAUGAAGUGGUUUACCAAGUUGGGUCUGAGACUUACUCAGACACCUAUGAAGUUAUCUUGGUGGCCACUCCAUUGAUUCGAGAAAUAGCCAAUAUAACUUUUCUCAACUUUGAUCCUCCAAUUGAGGAAUUCCAUCAACAGUACCAACAUAUAGUGACAACUUUCGUGAAGGGGAAGUUGAACACAUAUUUGUUUUGUCCUAAAUGCAGAGAUGGUUUUGGCUACAGUACCAUCUUAACCACUGACAAAUCAAAGUUGCUUGUCAACAGCAUUGGAAUUGUGACCUCUGUAUAUGAACCGAGUUAUAUCCAACCAUCAAAAGAUGGGACAGGUAUUUGGAAGAUGUUUGCCCGACAGACUCUGAAUAAACAUCAAGUUUCAAGGCUCUUUAAUAGCUACAUAUAUGCUUCGAAGCAACCGUGGCUCGCAUAUCCUCGCUAUCAACCUCCAGAGAAAUGUCCCUCCAUCGUACUCCAUGAUCAGGUUUACUACCUCAAUAGCAUCGAGUGUGCGGCGAGUGCCAUGGAAAUGAGUGCCAUCUCAGCCCACAAUGUUGCUCUCCUGCUUUAUCACCGCUGGAAUGGGUACGACGGCAUGAUUGACCAAGAAGGGCUAUAUGAGAGGCUUAAAAUAGAACUGUGAAGUUCUGUUUUCCUUGCGUGUUGGUUCCAAAUGGAUUAUCACUGGCAAGAAAAUAAUUCAGUCUGAGCAGAGUUGAUUUGCAAUCUGAUGUUUUGCCAUUAUCAUCGCCAUCAUGUAACAAAGGUAAUCCCAGCAAGUCAUGAGAACACACAAGAUUCUAACUGAGCAUAAAGGUAUAACUAGUAGAUUUAGGCCAUCUCCAAAAACUUAAUUCUUUUAAUAUCCAUCAGCAUUAUUUCCCAAACUUGUCUGAUCAGAAGAAUCACCUGGAGGGGCCAGAGAUGCUAGGUUAGCAGGCUAGAGCCCAAGCUUUGCAUGUUCAAUCUCAGCACCACAUGGUUCCCUGAGCACUGCCAGCAAUGAUCACUGAGCACCAAGCUGGGAGUAGUCCCUGAGCACGACCAGAAGGGACAGCAAAAUUGAAAACAAACCAAAAAAGUCACCUGGAGUCAGUUAGAUGUAAGGAUUCUCUGGCUUCUCUGGAUUUUCUGAUUCAAAAGGUUUGAAAGAGGAACCCUGUAGUUUGAACCAGUGCUUCAAACAUUUUAAACUGCACUUGAAGAAUUUAAAGACGUACUGUUGACUGGGGUACUGUUUCAUUUGCACUUCACAAGUGGACGGUGAUUGUUUUUUUUAAAGUCAGAUAAAUGCAGAGGUCUGUAUCUUAUACCUGACUUAGGUAAUUUAUAUCCUUUUUCAAAGUAAAGAUGCCCAAAGCCUUGGCUUUCAGAAUGUUCUUUUGAUUGCUUUCUGUCUUCAAUUUAUUAGAGGUGAAAUUCAGAAGUCUUAGUAGUAUAUAUGAUUUUAAUAUGAAUACAAAAGUUUCAAGAAAAAUAAGAAGCAGAGUCUGUUGAUCAAGAUGUUGACGUCCUAAACAAAAAACAACAACAAACAAAGAAAUCAGCAUUCUCUUGUCAAAUCACUACCUGAGGAACUCUUUAAGAUAUACCAAUAAGUGAGGGAGCCAACUCAUUGAACUUGUAUUUUUCUCUUCACCAUACCCCUUUUCCUUCCAGGAACACAGAUGCGACGGGCAUGAGAACAAGAACCACAUGCUUAAGACUGCUGGGCAGAAUAUAGAGAUAGAUCAGGGAGUCUGUGAUUGUGUUGUGAAAAUCUUUGCUGCCUAUUUCUAGCCUUACUGUUUCACAAGAAAAAAUAAAGCUCUAAGUUGUUGAAAAAAAGAAAAGUAACUGGGGUUGGAGAGGUAAUAUGAUGAUGGAUUGGGCGCUUGCCAUGCACAUGGCCGACCCAUGUGUGAUCCUCUGAACAUUCCAUCCCCUGAGCCCUGCCAGAAGUGAAUCUGAGCACAGAGCCAGGAGUAAGCCCUGAGCACUGGUGGGUGUGGCCCCAAAAUCCUUUCAUCCUGAGAUUCUGAUGUAUUAGAUUGAGAAUAAAGACCUCGAAACUUUGUGGGUUUUUCAAAGGUCCACGUUUAUAAUAUGGAUUGAGGAUCAGUGAUACAGGGCUUAAAAAGUCUCCAAAGGUUUUUAGUGCCUUAGAAGUCCCAUGAAACACAACUAUAUUGUCAAAGUGGACUUUCUUUGUGUGAAGAAAUUCUCAGUGAGAACUCCAGUAGCACACUUGAUAUUAUCAAGAUGUAAUGAGUCUAGUAGCAGAGACAAUUCAUACCUUACUCUGGAGCAGCUGAUGCUGGAGCAGGAUAUUCAGAAUGGCAGCCUGCUGUGAUUCAAGACUGUGCUCAUGUCAAAGCUUUUGUGACAUUUUGAGUGAAAAAUUGGUUGCUGCAUAAGUCUAUCAUUUUCAGCUUUUGUUGCACACUGGAAUGCUUCCCCAAAUGGCUCUGAUGCAGCCCAGUUUGAGAUUACAACUGCUGAAGAGCAUGAAUGACUGAUAAAAAGCUUGUGAACUCUAAAAUUGCAAUCAAGAACCAGAUAGUAUGGGGGUUAAGGUUCUUGCCUUGCACAUGGCUGUCCCUGGUUUGAUCCUGGCACCACAUGUUCACUGGACACCAGCAGGACAUUUUCCCACCUACCAAAUUAAAUCCCACCCCUCCCAACCAAAAAAAAAAGUUGCAGCCAAUAUGAUGUAUUGUUAAAAUUUUUUCUCCAGAUUAUUUCUUCAGUAGCUAUUUCAGCAAAACACUAAGAAUGUUAGUUCUUAAAAUGAUUCUCUUGUGAAUAUUAAUAUGCCGAUAAAACUUCCAAGAUUGUGUAGAGAAGGGAUUAAAUUUAUGUUUUGCCAAUUGGUUACUUAAGAAGUGCUUGAGGCGUUGCUGUUUUUCCUUUAUGAUUGAAGAAAAUAUGUGGAGAAUAUAAUGGCUUAUUUUAUGUGCUACAGGUCGGGAAGUACUAAUGAAAUUGUUCAUUUGUCACCUAUAAAUAUUUUAUAAUGGAAUAUAUUUUUAUUUAAAGGAACAUCAAUUUAAAAUGUUUCUGUGUCAGAUCUGUUGGUUGUUUCCCAUCAGGGUAUCUGAAUUUUUUUUCUUUUUUACUGUUUUGGGUCACACCUGGCGAUGCACAGGGUUAGUCCUGGCUCAUGCACUCAGGAAUUACUCUUGGCGGUGCUCAGGGGACCAUAUGGGAUGCUGGGAAUCCUUGUGCAAGGCAAAUGGCCUUGCUAUCCUUCCAGCCCCCUGAAAUUAUUUUCUUAAAGAAGGAAGCAGUCUAGCAACAUAGUAUUACUUUUGGUGCCAGAGUGAUAGUACAACCGGUAGGGUGUUUGCCUUGCGUGCAGCCAACCCAAGGUUCAAUCCCUGGCAUCUCACAUGGUCCCAGAGCACCAUCAGGAGUAACCCUUGAGCAUCGCCAGUUAUGACCCCAAAAGCAAAGAGAAAAAAAGGUACUAGUUUUAAUGCAAUUACAGUAUUAUUUAUUUGAAGAAAAAUACUGUCAGAGCAUCUUACUGCAGACCAUCGUAGGUAUUACAGGAAGACAAACAUGCAGGAGCUGGAUGAAAUCCAGUUCUCUUCCAGUAGUUCUCCAAAUUCUAUUUAUUAACAUCAUCUGGAAGGCUUGUUAAACCACUCCGGGUUUCAUGUCCAAAAUGUUCAGCGGAUUUCAAGCCGGACACAAAACUGCUUUUUCUUAAGUUCCUGGGUAAUGCUGGUUGGUUGGGAACCAGAGAACCAAUUCUAUAGUUUAGCUCUGUGUGAAAAAGCAAGCUUGUGGCAGGAGAUGCAGACCUGAGGCCUUGGGUUUGAUUCUAGCAUUGCAAAACAAAAGCCUGGAAAUAUCAACAUGAGCUGCUGAAUAAGUAUGUAUUGGACUUCAUGUUAAUUCCUGUGAUUAGUUGGUCCCUCUAAGCUGUUCUCCUGUUGUACACAUUUUUUUGAUAAAUAGGAAAUACUAUUUGAGAUACACACAAGCCAGCAUUGUUUUCUAAGUACAUACUUGUGUAUAUACCCCAUGCUCUGGAGUUUAAAGUAACUCAAGAUUUAUAUGCUUUUUAGCAGAUCAAAAAAAAAAAAAAAAAAGAACAGGCCUAAGUAUUUGCUUCUUAGGUUUCUUAAUGAUAGGCUUGUGUUACAGUCAUCUGUAAUUUAUCUCAUCAGGGUUUGUAUCAUAGUUGAUGAACUGGCUGAAUAUAUUGUGGGUAGCAUUACCAGUAUCUUCUCCACAAAGAGUCACAAUACACUGGAAUGUCUUUCUCUGUAAUUGUAUUUCUACUCUUUAAAAAUUGUUUCCCAUUUGUGUUUGGAAUAAACUACAUCACCACUU